Molecule: messenger RNA, 730 nt
Organism: Pelecanus crispus (Dalmatian pelican)
Lineage: Eukaryota; Metazoa; Chordata; Aves; Pelecaniformes; Pelecanidae
Source: RefSeq, a predicted model, not a curated record
AUGGGAUGUAUAAAAUCAAAAAGGAAAGACAGUCUGCAUGGAGAUGGGCUAGAUUUGAAGAAUCAACCAGCAAAUGCAGAAGCACAGCUUUUACCAGGACAAAGAUUUGUCAGUGAAGAAACAGAGGAGCAUGGAGUCAUUGUGGUAGCUUUGUAUCCCUAUGAUGGCAUUCAUGAAGAUGACUUGUCCUUCAAAAAAGGAGAAAAAUUGAAAGUUAUUGAGGAGCUGGGAGAAUGGUGGAAAGCAAAAUCUCUCACAACAAGGAAGGAAGGUUUCAUUCCCAGCAACUACGUAGCAAAAGUAAACACCUUGGAAACAGAAGAAUGGUUCUUCAAAGACAUAACCCGAAAAGAUGCCGAAAGACAACUCCUGGCUCCUGGAAAUGGUCCUGGAGCUUUCCUUAUCAGGGAAAGUGAAACAUUAAAAGGCAGCUAUUCUCUCUCCAUAAGAGACUAUGAUCCACAGCAUGGCGAUGUUAUUAAGCACUACAAAAUUAGGAGUCUAGACAAUGGAGGAUUUUACAUCUCUCCAAGAAUAACUUUUCCCAACAUCAAUGAUAUGAUCAAACAUUAUCAAAAACAAUCAGAUGGCUUAUGCAGAAAGUUGGAAAAAGCUUGUAUUAGUCCCAAGCCUCAAAAACCAUGGGAUAAAGAUGCAUGGGAAAUUCCACGGGAAUCAAUUAAAUUAGUGAAGAAACUUGGAGCUGGUCAGUUUGGAGAAGUCUGGAUGG